Messenger RNA from Impatiens glandulifera, 1895 nucleotides. RefSeq names its product RNA polymerase sigma factor sigC. The record is from RefSeq and is a predicted model, not a curated record. The transcript is spliced from 7 exons. Gene Ontology annotation, biological process: DNA-templated transcription initiation; regulation of DNA-templated transcription. NCBI's taxonomy places the organism in Eukaryota, Viridiplantae, Streptophyta, Magnoliopsida, Ericales, Balsaminaceae. Gene Ontology annotation, molecular function: DNA-binding transcription factor activity. Bases 210 to 1766 code for a protein of 518 amino acids.
UUGGAACACAAAAGCUGAAGUGAGAUUUUUUGACCUUUCGUUCUCUUUGAGAUGGGGAACCAGUGGCUGAGAGACGACAACACGAUCAAAAUUCACAUCUUCACUUGUUGUGUCUAUCAACAGUUCCUCUCCUCUUCUUCUUCUUCUUCUUCUUCUUCAACCUUUGAUGGGUGGACAUCCAUCUCCUCUCUGCACCAGGUUAAACCGCCAUGCGUACGGGUUUCAAGCUCAACAAUCUCAAAUGGGGUUCUCCUUUAUUCACUAAUCCCUCCCAUUCAUGGCCAUCUUCUGCAUACCCAUGUCUAAGCAGGGCAACCAAGCAUAAUUCAGCACGGAACCCAUUUGCAUUAGUUAUUUCUGGACAUGGGGAGAAUGUAAAGACUGAACCAUGGAAUUGGAGGGAAGAUAGAUACAAGAUGAUCGAAGAGAUGCAAACUGGAAGGAGUAGUCCUGUCGAUCUCUUAGAUACCGUGCAAUCAAGCAGGACAUCAUCGCAUUUCGGGUUCCUUAUGGAAAAUCUUUAUUUAUUAGAGGCUACAUUUACUGAUGUCGAUGUGGUGAGGUUAGAAAAUGAUAUAUUGUCACAACUAGAGAGGAUUGGAGCUUUGAAAGUAUUCAACUCCCGUCUAUCUGGGAAUGUUGAAUCCCCAACCGCGUUGGAUUUAUGCGACGAGCCAUUGGAAAAUCACGUGGAGGAGGGUUGUGCUGAUAUAAAGGUGAUUCAAUCACGAAAAAAAGAAAAAAGGAAAAGUAUACAUGACAGAGUUUCAUCAAAACCUUAUGCAAAAACUAUUGAUAAGAAUAUUUCGAAGAUAAAUUCUUCUGCUAGUAAAGCAUCAAAGUCUAGAAGUCGAAGAAGACAAUCAAUUGCCAGAAACGAAGUUGAAAUGGCAAAAGCAGUUAAGUUGGUUAUAAAUUUGGAACAAAUAAAAAGUGUAUUAGAAGAGGAAACAGGACAAGUUGCAAGCUUAACUACAUGGGCAGAAGCUGCUGGACUGAAGAAAAAGGUGUUGCAACAGCAGUUGCAUUUUGGAUGGUAUUGCAGGGACGAGUUACUAAGAAGCACACAUUCUCUCAUUUCGUACCUUGCGAGAAACUACAGAGGACAUGGAGUACCAUAUGAAGACUUAAUACAGGAAGGAAGACUUGGGGUUUUGAAAGGUGCUGAGAGGUUUGAUCACACUAGGGGAUACAGAUUCUCGACCUACGUUCAGUUCUGGAUAAGGAAGUCCAUGUCGACACUCCUGAUGCUGCAUUCUAGAGGGAUAAGGAUUCCAUAUGGCUUAAACAAGGCAAUAAGUCGGAUACAUAAAGCUCGAAAGGCUCUAAGAUACAGCAACAUGAGGAAUCCAGAUGACGAAGAAAUUGCAAAUUUCACAGGUCUUUCUUUGACUAAAAUCUCAUCAGCUGACAAAUGCCUUAGAGUUGUUGGAUCAACUGAUGAGCAAAUGGGUAAUGGAAUCAAUGGCAAUUUUCUGGAGUUUAUUCCGGAUCUAUCUAUGGAGGAACCUUUGGAGGCAGUUAUGAGACAAGAGUUGGUGCAUGAUUUGCAGAGUCUUCUGGAAGGCCUGGAAACGAGAGAGAAAGAAGUGUUGACUCUGCGGUUUGGUCUGGACAAGAAUAAGCAGCAGCAACGCAUGUCGUUGGAGGAAAUUGGAAGGGUUUUCGAUGUGAGCAAGGAGUGGAUAAGGAAGAUAGAAAGGUCAGCAAUGGCAAAACUAAGAGAGGAAGAAAAUCUCAAACUCCUUACUCAAUUGUAUAAUUAGAUUAUUUGUUUGAUAUGGGGUUAUUUGAAUAACCCUGAUUGAUGUAGGUUAUGCAAAAAAAACAGGUUAUUUGAAUAAAAGUAUAUUAGGGUAUAAUAAUUAUAUAAGGAUGUUUUCAUCAUAUGAUUG